AUGCACACAAGAGACAGAAGGCCCGUGCCCGCAAAGACGGGAAGACCCCAAGCUCGCGCGCUUUCCCUCCUGCUUUCAACCGCCCUACAUUUCGCGGUUCUUGCUGCCGUGUUGCUUGUUUCUUCUCUUCUGGGUCCACUGCCUGAGCUCUUUCGCUCUGUGUCUGGACCUGCCUCGCCAUCUUCUGUCGCCUCCUCUUCCUUUGUGCCGUGGCUCUUUGCGGAUGCAGUGUCAGACCCGCCGUCUGCCGAGCAUGCAGAAAGCCUUUCGUUCGGGCUCCGAGGGGACCGCAGAGAAGCAGAGAACGCCGCGGGUUCUCUGCUCAAGCCUCGUCGAUUGAGCGCUGCAGAAGACUCCACAGCGGAGGGGAAAAGCGUUGCAGACCUCGCUCACCCGCUGGACGUCGUCGGCGUGCUCGCCAUUGGCUCUGCGAGCAUCAUUGCUGUUGCAGCCGGCGCGGGAGGCGGCGCGAUUUACGUCCCGAUCAUGAUUCUUGUCAUGGGAUUCACCGUAUAUGAAGCCACAGCCACGAGUCAGGCUCUCAUGUUCGGGGGGUCUCUUGCGGGCACGUGUCUUAACCUCUUUCGCCGUCAUCCUUUCGCAGAUCGUCCCGCCAUUGAUCUUGAUUUGGUUUUGCUCAUGGGCCCUAUGCAGAUUGCUGGUGCAACCUACGGCUUGGUGAUCAACCGAUGCUGGCCUGUGUACCUGAUCAUGGCCGUGUUGGUGGUUCUGCUCUUUGCGACUGCGUACAAGACUUCUCGGCAGAUGAUGCGACUCAAGAGGGAAGGCGCAGCCGCGCGGAAAUUGUUGGAGCAGCGCAGCGGGAGCGUGUGCGAAGUCCUGCAAGCGGAGGAGCUGGAAGAGGAAGAGCGCGCACAGCGCUGCACGGACGUGCGAGGAGACGCGAAAACUGACCCCACGCAGGGCGCAGACCGCGACGCGACACAGGCAGCGGCCGCAAACGAAGGCCUCGACGGAGGUGACGCAGCGAAGCGAGACGCCAGGAAGUCAGACUUUGAAUUCGUGCCUGUGACGCAAAGUGAAACCGAGAACAGCGAUGGGGAGUCCCAGAGAGCAAAGAGUCAACAAGACAGCAGAUCGACCGCGAACGCUGGCGACGGCGAGGCACACGGAGAAAACCUUGCCGACGCUAGUCCCCGCCACGGCGCCUGCGAAGGAGAUGAACAUCGCAUCACUGUGCCUUCUCUGGAGCCGAAGCCACGUGAAAGCGAGAGAAGGAAAGGAUCAGCCCUCACUGGGUCUUCGCCCGACACUGUGCCGCUCGCGACUGCGCCUCAGUCGUUGCGUUACGCCCUACGUGGACACAGUUCUGUCAAAUGGUUCGCCAUGUUUGUCGUCUAUGCCAUCAACUUGGUGUUCACCAUCGUCAAGGGCGGUCCCCGGACGCGAUGGCAGAUCGUUCCGUAUUGCGGGCUCACCUACUGGGGCGUGUAUGUCCUCGGCGCAGUCUUCCUGAUGUGCUGCUCGUACGUUGAGGCAAUUUGCCUGUGGAGGAAACACGCAAAGGAAAAGCAAAAGGUCGAAGCCGCAGAGGCAUCCGCGCCGGCCGUGAAGCAGAAGGGCGAGCUCGAGUAUACCCUAGCACACCUUCACAGUCUCAUGGCCAUUUCCUUGGUAGCUGGCAUGAUGGCCGGCAUCAUCGGAAUCGGAGGAGGCCUCAUUUUGGGUCCGUACCUCCUUGUCAAGGGCGUGCCGCCAGCCGUCACGACGUCGGUGAACACAACCUUGAUUCUCUUCACGAGCUCUUCCGCUGCAGCCAUCAGCAUUGCCUCAGCGACUGCUCCGUGGGACUAUUGUCUUCUUCUCUUUGGCGUGUGCUUCCUGACCACUCUCAUCGGCAAGGCUGUCGUUGACAAACUUGUGAAGCGAUACCACGCAGACUACAUCCUUGUUCUGCUCCUUCUCAUCAUCAUGCUCGGCUCGGUUGUCUGUACUGUUGUUUCGGGCGUUUUGACGAUCAAAAAGGGCGAGCCGAGAGAUCUGAGUUUCAAAUCUCCAUGCUAUUGA
This is a messenger RNA of Neospora caninum, 2028 nucleotides long. RefSeq lists its product as hypothetical. The coding region runs from base 1 to 2028 and encodes 675 amino acids. NCBI's taxonomy places the organism in Eukaryota, Apicomplexa, Conoidasida, Eucoccidiorida, Sarcocystidae. The record is from RefSeq and is a predicted model, not a curated record. Gene Ontology annotation, biological process: protein ubiquitination. The transcript has 9 exons. Gene Ontology annotation, cellular component: membrane; Cul4A-RING E3 ubiquitin ligase complex.